AUGCAUCUUUUACAGGUGCUGCUUUCUCUGGUGUCCUUGGCCGCGGCUACGCCGGUACUCGUGGACCAAGAUGGAAGGCACUAUAUGUUGCAACUAUUUAGCGGCCACUAUGCGAUCGACCGAUCUGAUCAGGAAAUCUCCGGUACUUCCGGUAGCGGGGGUGACUAUGGAGGUGGAUAUGGAGGUGGUUAUGGAGGUGGUUAUGGGGGUGGUGAUGUUGGGGGUGGCCAUGGGGGUAGUGGUUUCGAACCUAGUUCUGGCGGACAUCUAGAAUCCGGUGGUGGUCUCGAGGGUGGUCAUCAAGAUUUCUCUUCUAGCGGUGGUGGAUUCGACGGUGGUCACAGCGGUGGAGAUGGUGGCCAUGGAAUCUCGUUAGACAGUGGACAUAAUUAUGUUCACAGUGUCCCCGUCUCAGAGCAUGUCGAAGUGACGAAGCCCGUUGCUAUACCAGUCUACAAACACAUUGGUGUACCGAUCCCGAAAUCAGUGCCGAUACCUGUGCCGCAUCCAGUAGCAGUUGGCAUUCCGCAACCGUAUCCCGUUCAUAUCCCCAUACCGAAGCAUAUUCCCAUACAAGUCAUAAAGACGAUAGCAAUUCCGGUAGAGAAAAAGGUGCCUUACCCCGUAGAGAAGCACAUACCGGUACCCAUCGAGAAGCCAGUUCCCAUCACAAUCGAGAAACACAUCCCCGUCCCAGUUGUGAAGCCAUAUCCCAUCAAGAUUCCCGUUUACAAGACUAUUUAUCAUCAUGCGAAGAAGCAUUAA
Messenger RNA from Cyphomyrmex costatus, 765 nucleotides. Its product is annotated as pupal cuticle protein 20-like. Bases 1 to 765 code for a protein of 254 amino acids. The transcript is spliced from 2 exons. The record is from RefSeq and is a predicted model, not a curated record. Lineage: Eukaryota; Metazoa; Arthropoda; Insecta; Hymenoptera; Formicidae.